AUGGGGGCCCCCCCCACGGGGGCCCCUAGGGGGGCCCCUAGGGGGGCCCCUAGGGGGGCCCCUGAUGUGAAACUAAAGGAAGAAAGGGGGGCCCCCGAGGAGACUAGUGAGGGCCCCUCCAUGCUGGGUAGCGUGCUCAGGGGCCCCUUGGCCUCCUUGGGGGCCCCAGGGGCCCUGGGGCCCCCCGGGUGUAUAGUAAGAAGUCCUAGGGGUCGUUCAGGCCCUCAGCUGCAGCAGCAGCAACAGCAGCAACUGCAGCAGCAGCAGCAGCAGCAGCAGCAGCAGCAGCAGCAGGAAAGCGACCAAUGGACCCCGGGGGCCCCUGAGAAUGUUGGGGGCCCCAGCCGUGUAGAUGCCUCGAAGGAGAAAUACAAAAAAAAAGGGGGAAAAGACAGAUGA
This is a messenger RNA of Eimeria mitis, 399 nucleotides long. RefSeq lists its product as uncharacterized. Lineage: Eukaryota; Apicomplexa; Conoidasida; Eucoccidiorida; Eimeriidae. The transcript has 2 exons. The record is from RefSeq and is a predicted model, not a curated record. The coding region runs from base 1 to 399 and encodes 132 amino acids.